AUGGGGAAUUACAUUUCUUGUACUCUCUCCACAUCAAUCGGUGGCAAAUCCUCCACUUCUUCCACCACCACCGUCAUCUUUCCCAGCGGCCAAAUACGCCACUUUCACGAGUCCCUCAAGGCGGCCGAGCUCAUGUUCGAGAUCCCCAAUUUCUUCCUUGUUAAUUCCCAAUCCCUUCAUUUGGGUCGGAGAUUUUCAGCUCUGAUGGCCGAUGAGGAUCUCGAGAUGGGUAAUUUGUACCUUAUGUUUCCCAUGAACAAAGUAAAUUCGGUGGUGUCUGUCGCCGAUAUGGGGGCUUUGUUUCUCGCGGCCGAGCGGGUCUCCGGCGGGAAGAAGCGGCGGAUUGUCGGCGGUGGGGAUUCUACUGUUUGUGUUUGGCCGGAGGUGGAAACAGAGGAAUCGAAACCGAAGUUGAAAUUGGAUGGUGGUGAUGAUGAGGAUGAUGAUGACUUGGAGGGGUUUUCGCCGGUUCCGGAAUUCGCUCAUCGGAGGUCGAUGUGUAGGUCGAGGAAGCCAUUGUUGGAGACCAUAGCUGAAGAGCCGAUAUGUUCAAGAUGA
This is a messenger RNA of Cucumis sativus (cucumber), 558 nucleotides long. RefSeq lists its product as uncharacterized. The record is from RefSeq and is a predicted model, not a curated record. Lineage: Eukaryota; Viridiplantae; Streptophyta; Magnoliopsida; Cucurbitales; Cucurbitaceae. The transcript has a single exon. Bases 1 to 558 code for a protein of 185 amino acids.